Messenger RNA from Protopolystoma xenopodis, 603 nucleotides. The record is from the annotation of a GenBank genome assembly. NCBI's taxonomy places the organism in Eukaryota, Metazoa, Platyhelminthes, Monogenea, Polystomatidea, Polystomatidae.
AUGCGAGUACGACACUUUUUGCUGAACACCUUCUACAAAAAGAGAGCAUGGGCCAGAGCAGCCUGGUUGCGCAACCAUAUACGCAACAGUCGGGGCCUCUUGGAUCGCGUUGUCCGGCGACUGGCGAAGCGAAGCAAGCUGGUGAAGCCGAGAAAGAAUGUGACCACCAGCUGGCUUGGUAAACAGUUGAGCCGCAAGCCACGGUUGGCCCGGUUUCUGGGGCUGCUCGGAGUGGUACGCAUCACCUGUGGCGCCUGCUCGAAUGAGGGCAACCCGAAAGGAGUGAACUUCAAGAAUGAGUUCAUCCAAUGCAACGAAUGCGGUACCUACUACUGCCAUAUUUGCAAUGCCGACAUCAAAGGCAUCUGCAUGGUCUGCGAUCUGCCGUUGGAGGAGCUGUCGAUAGAGGUGGAUAUGGAGAAGCUGAGCUCGGAUGAGGAGUCUGAAGCAAUGGCCGUCCAUCUUCUCACCCUCCGAGAGAGAUGGGACGUCACGACAUUAGCCGGCUCCACCGGCAAAGGCGUCAUUGAAACCGAGGAGACUAGGGAAGACGUCACUUUCUCCAGUCUCUCGGAGGACAGGAUGAAUGACCGCAAAACAUGA